Molecule: messenger RNA, 1730 nt
Organism: Euleptes europaea (tarantolino)
Lineage: Eukaryota; Metazoa; Chordata; Lepidosauria; Squamata; Sphaerodactylidae
Gene: TBC1D19
Product: TBC1 domain family member 19
Exons: 21
Coding region: 44-1624 (526 amino acids)
Source: RefSeq, a predicted model, not a curated record
GAGCGCCGGCUGCCCCGCAGGCGGGCGGACGAGGGAGGCAACCAUGCUCGGCCCGGACGACGGCCUCUCGCUGACCAUUGCCCAGAUCGUGCAGAGGCUGAAGGCCUCGGGGCUCCACUCCCAGCUGGAGCGACAGGCCCAGCUCAGUCUACACAGACCGGAGAUUAAGUUAGAAUCCCUGAAGGAAGAUAUUAAGGGAUUUCUGAAGACAUCAGGAUGGGAAAAGAAGCUGCAAAACGCUGUUUAUAGUGAACUCAGUGUGUACCCUUCACCAUGCCAUCCGUUAGCACCUCCUGAACACAUAAAGGAAUCUUUGGCUUACAUGAGGAAAGCCCAGGGAAACUGGGAAAAACGCAUCCUGAAGAGUCUCAAUAGUAUGUGCACAGAACUCGGCAUUCCGUUAGCACAGAAGAGAUCAGUGAAUGAGCAGAAUGAACUUCUAAAUAAAUGGAAUGAAAUGGGAACAGAUGAGCCAGACUUAAGCCUUUUCCGGCCCGUUUAUGCACCUAAAGAUUUUCUUGAGGUAUUGAUGAAUCUUCGCAAUCCGAAUUAUGAAAACAGCGAACAACCUAGUUUCAGAAACCACUUGGGGUUAAUUCAGGUUCCACUGAAAGUGAAGGACAUUCCUGAACUGAAAGAAUAUUUCAGUGAACUAGACUUAAACACGGGUCAGCUGGAUAUUGAUGAUUCUGCACAAGUCCCUCCAGAACUCUUUGAAAACGAACAUAUACGUAUUGGCCAAAAAGUUUUAACAGAGCAGGAUAGUGCAGCUGCCCGACAAUACAUCCGACAGGGAUGCCCGACUUCACUUCGAGCUGAGUUGUGGGCUCUAAUUCUGAAUGUUUCCAAUCAGCCAGAGGAUGUUUUGUACUACGAACAGCUAAAAUCUAAUGUGAUUCUCCAUGAUCUUUUGGUGGACAGCCUGAUUUAUAAAGACGUGAAACUGACAGCCAGCAAUGACGACUAUUAUUUUGUGUUUGAAGAUUAUUUGUAUCAGGUUUUGCUGUGUUUUUCUCGAGACACCUCGGUGCUGCAGCACUUUGCAUACAACAGUGCAACCCCACCCAAGUCAUACAUUCGAGGGAAACUGGGAAUGGAAGAAUACGCUGUCUUUUAUCCACCAAAUGGUGUGAUCCCUUUCCAUGGUUUUUCAAUGUAUGUUGCUCCACUUUGUUUUCUGUAUCCUGAGCCUUCCAAGCUAUAUCAGGUGUUCCGUGAGAUAUACGUGCGUUAUUUCUUCAGGCUUCAUUCCAUAUCUUCUCAUCCUUCGGGGAUUGUAUCAUUGAGUUUGCUGUUUGAGACCCUUCUCCAAACGCAUCUACCACAGCUGUUUUAUCAUCUGCGAGAAAUCGGGGCACAACCCCUCCGAAUAUCGCUCAAAUGGAUGGUUCGAGCCUUCUCUGGUUACUUAGCCACAGAUCAGCUCCUGCUUUUGUGGGACAGGAUUUUGGCAUAUGACUCUCUGGAAAUUCUUGCAGUGCUGGCAGCUGCUGUGUUUGCUUUCCGAGCAGUGAAUCUGAUGGAGGUGACAUCACUGGCUGCCGCUGAAGCUGUCCUCGCUGAUCUUUCAACUCUGAAAGUUAUGCCUCUUCUUCAGAUUUUUCUGUUUGCCACCGGGACUUGAUUCUCCCCAGAGCUGCUGGACUGCAUUGCUAGACUUUCAUCAGAUGCUAAUAAUAAACUAUGCAACAUCUUAAUGAAAUCAAAUGCAAACUAUAUUGCCACGAAUA